AUGGCGGAGGCCAUACUCAGUCAGAUAUCGGGCGACUUUCUGGAGUGUACCAUCUGCAUGGAGCCCUUUAAGGACCCCAAGAUCCUUCCGUGUCUUCACACCUUCUGUACGGACUGUCUGGAGAAGUUUGUACGGAAACAAGGCGACGGGAAUGACAAGUUUCCGUGUCCAACAUGUCGGACCGAAACUGAACUUCCGGGGGGCGGUGUCGCUGGGCUCAAAAACAACUUCUUUGUCCUGAGCUUGAGGGACACCGUUGACACUCACAAGAGCUUGGUUAGUAAGGAGGAUGACAAAGUGCCGUGUGAUAACUGUGAAGUAAACGUGGCUAGUCACGGCUGUGUUUUGUGUGAGGAGUUUCUCUGUGACGAAUGCGCUCGAGUUCACCGUCGUGCCAAACGUACGCGCGACCAUGAAGUCAUCGGCGUGGUGGAGCUAAAAGAGCUACUGCUCACCAAGCCACCAUCAGUCAAGUCAACACCACUGCCGCUGUGUCCGAAACACGAAGACGAGAAGCUGAAGUUCUACUGUGAGACGUGCAAGCACCCCAUCUGCCGAGACUGUACAGUACUGCAGCACAAGGACCACGGCUACAGCUACAUGGCAGACGUUGCGAGUGACGUCAGGGCAGAGCUGAAAGGCAAACUGGAAUUCGCGAUGCCGAGAGUUGAGCAAUACCGGCAAUUUGCAGGGGUCGUAAAUGAGAAGCAGGAAGAACUAGACACUAUGAGUGAGAAAGCUGCAGACGACAUCGACGCAGCUGCAGAGGAAGAGAUCAAGUAUUAUAAUGGCCUGGUCAGACGCAAGCAGACUGAGCUGAAAGAAAAGCUGGCAUCCAUCACAGCAACCCGUUCCAAGCAGCUCUCUGUUACAGCAGACAGUGUUGAGAGCACCUUAGGCUGUCUGUCCAGCACAGUGGACUUCUCACAGAAAGUCGUGCAGCAUGGCAGUGACUUUGACGUCAUGAACGUGUACUCUGACGUCACGGCCCGGCUCGAGUCUCUGCUGAAAGGCCCAAACCCGGACAUUCCAGAAGACAUCGGUUACGUCAGGUUUGAUCAAAGGAAGAAAAGGAAAGAAACGGAGAUCGUUCUUGGUGACUUUGUUGAGUUCGGCGACCUCAUGCCUCCAUGA
Branchiostoma floridae (Florida lancelet) is the source of this 1134-nucleotide messenger RNA. Its product is annotated as tripartite motif-containing protein 45-like. Gene Ontology annotation, biological process: positive regulation of DNA-templated transcription. Gene Ontology annotation, cellular component: chromatin; nucleoplasm. The coding region runs from base 1 to 1134 and encodes 377 amino acids. Gene Ontology annotation, molecular function: zinc ion binding; ubiquitin-protein transferase activity. NCBI's taxonomy places the organism in Eukaryota, Metazoa, Chordata, Leptocardii, Amphioxiformes, Branchiostomatidae. The transcript has 2 exons. The record is from RefSeq and is a predicted model, not a curated record.